Molecule: messenger RNA, 1521 nt
Organism: Peronospora farinosa
Lineage: Eukaryota; Oomycota; Peronosporomycetes; Peronosporales; Peronosporaceae
Source: the annotation of a GenBank genome assembly
AUGGAAUCACCCCGUAACGGAUACGCCGUCGUCCAGACGCCACCUCCUUUCAUGGAUGAAAAGCCUCAUCUUAGCAUCACACAGCGAUCGAUUCGACCGACGUGGAUCCUUUAUUCAUCCGUCGGUAUCGCUAUGCUUGAAGCCUUCCACUAUGGAUGGUCCAAUUCGCAAAUCAACCUUAGCACCUUCAACAACUCCGAAGCCUGCAACAUGCGACCAGUCAAGGAAGGCACGUGCCUCAUGUUUCCUGGACAUACCAAGACAACGUGGACAUUACUCGUCAAUGCGUGGAUCGUUGGUGGUAUGUUCGGCAGUUUACUAUCGGGCUUUCCAUCGAACAAGUGGGGCCGUCGUACGACACUUCGCUUCAAUGCGAUCAUCAUGAUACUCGGGUCUUUAAUCCAAGUGUUUGCCAGCACCCCAUUUUGGUUCGCAGCGGGUCGCUUCGUGACGGGUAUAGCAAACGGCGUGGCCAUGGCCGUGGUCAACACGUUCCUUAAUGAGAUCUCGACGCCACACAAUCGACACGCACUUGGUACAAACACGCACUUGGCUGCAACGUUGGGCAUCUUUGGAGUGGCGACUACAUUUUGGUACUGGAAUACAACUUCUGGCUUUCGUUGGAUCGCUGGGAUGCCGAUCGUAUUUGCUCUUGGGUUUGUAGUCCUCUCGUUCUUCUUCAUGGUGGAAAGUCCAGUCUGGUUGGUUGCAAAUGGUGACAAUGAAGAAGCCGAGAAGGAAAUAGGACGUCUCUAUGGCCAAGAUAAUGUCAGUAUCUUGAUGGGAUGGAUUCAAGUAAACGACCGCAGAUCCGAGUUGCCGGCGAGGUUGAGUGGUGAGUCUGAAAAGGUCCACGCCGAAACAAACUGGACGAUCCUGACUAACAAGAAGUUUCGCAAGCCUUUAGUAAUCGCACUAGGCUUGACGUGCAUCAACCAACUCGUCGGUAUCAACGCUGUCUUCUUCUACGCUUCCUCUAUUUCAACGGACGCUGGCAUUUCAGACUCACGACUCGGCCUCAUGAUCAUUGAUAUCUUGAACAUUGUACCCGUGCCGAUUGCCGCUGUAUUGACGAAGGUCAUGCGCAAGCGCACCAUGCUAAUCUCCGGUAUAUUCGUGAUGGCGUUGUGCUGUAUCGGUAUGACCUUUUCACUAGUGCAAAGUGUGGGUUGGCUAUCCAUCGUCUUCCUGGGGCUCUUUGUGGUGGGCUUUGAUUUGAGCAUUGGUCCUUUGCUGUGGCCAAUUGUAGCUGAGCUCUUUGCCGAUUCCGCUCGUGGUGCCGCUGUUGGCAUUUGCAUUACGAUGAAAUGGAUCUGUUCACUUAUUGUAGGCAUUGGAUUUCCAUACGUCGAGGACGCCAUCACGAACUACAGCUUUAUGCCGUUCUUGGGCACGACCACCCUUGCUAUUGUCUUUAUCUACUUUAUGGUACCUGAGACAUCCAACAAGACCAUUUCCGAGAUUCAAGAAGAAUUUCGCAACGAUUGCAGUGUACAAUUGACAAGCAAAGGUCAAGUGUAG